Penicillium chermesinum is the source of this 7329-nucleotide messenger RNA. RefSeq lists its product as uncharacterized. Gene Ontology annotation, molecular function: fatty acid synthase activity; phosphopantetheine binding; 3-oxoacyl-[acyl-carrier-protein] synthase activity. The transcript has 6 exons. Bases 1 to 7329 code for a protein of 2442 amino acids. The record is from RefSeq and is a predicted model, not a curated record. NCBI's taxonomy places the organism in Eukaryota, Fungi, Ascomycota, Eurotiomycetes, Eurotiales, Aspergillaceae. Gene Ontology annotation, biological process: secondary metabolite biosynthetic process; fatty acid biosynthetic process.
AUGCAACCUUCGAUGACGAAUACCGACCGGCCGGUGUCAAUUCUAUUCGGACCACAGUGUGAAGACGUCAAGAAAGCCGCUUCAGAGAUUCGAACACGUCUCGCAGUAGAUGACUCUGUCAACUUCAUUGUUGAAGCCUUGGAAGAUCUUCCAUCCGCAUGGUCGGGAAUAAUCGAAGCUUGGGCGCCGCUUUCUGAGAUCCCUGGCGAAAGGCAACUCCAUGUGCUCACAAAAUGCUUAACUACCUCCACGUCCGAUGCUCCAGUUGAUCCUACGAAUGUGCUCCUGACACCACUCACUGUCUUGGAGCACAUAUUGAAGUUCACAAAGAUUAAAGAAGAAAUGGGAAACCAGAUCAUCAACACCCAAGGGUUUUGCGUGGGAUUCCUGGCGGCUGUCGUGGUCGCUUGUUCGGAAAAUAAGGAGGACUUGAAGUCACUCACGAGAAGUGCACUGCAUUUAGCAGUAUCAAUUGGUGCAUUGGUGGACCUCGAUGAGUUGACAAAUGGUCGAUCGCGAUCUAUUGUUGUACGCUGGAAGAACCUGUUAGGGCGCAAGGCGUACCAAAAGAUUCUAUCAUAUUAUCCAGGGGCGUACACAUCAUGUGUUGUGGACACGGACAGUGUCACAAUAACUGCCCCCGAAGAGAAAAGUGCCAAUAUAAUCCAUGAUCUCACAGCUUCGAAUUUGACUGUCAAAGUCAUCGGAUUAAAAGGAAGAUUCCACAAUGAUACACACAGACCUGCUGUUGACCGACUUAUCGAAUAUUUCUCGAACGAUGAGCGUUUUUCGGUUCCCAGCUCGCGCAUGCCGGGAUUGGGCCUUCGGUCAAAUGUGGACGGUGAAGCAAUUCGGGGAGGGAACAUAUGCGCGGUUGCACUGGAAUCGAUAUUGGUGGCGCAGUGCAAAUGGUUAGCCACUGCUGCAGGGACUCUGGACUCCAUGCGUCAACAUGAUGAUCAACCUCGGUUCGUCAUCAUUGGGCCGAAUUCUCUUAUCCCACGAAGCAUCAGGAACCAGCUCGCAGAUCAACCCGUUACCAACAGCAUCGAUCAGCAUGUAAACCAUGUCUCAAAUGGUCUUACCAACGGCAUCGCCCCGUUGGAAGUGGAAAAUGAUGCCCAAGUCAAUGGAAUGACCACGCAAGGUCAUGAUGAGCCAACAGGAAUGCCAAUUGCAAUCGUGGGAAUGGCUUGUCGGUAUCCACAGGCUGACUCGGUGGAGAAGCUGUGGGAGAUGCUCGAGCUUGGCCGAUGUGCGGUUAGUGAACUGCCCAACGAGCGAUUCAAGAUGAAUGAGUUCGGGCGGAAACCCGACGGGCCUUUUUUUGGGAACUUCCUAGAGGAACCAGAUACCUUUGAUCAUCGCUUCUUUGGAAUUUCGGCGAGAGAAGCGGAAUCCAUGGAUCCUCAGCAGCGUCUGCUCUUGCAGGUGGCAUAUAAUGCGAUGGAGUCCGCCGGGUAUUGUGGACUUGAGUCUUCCUCGAUUACAUCGGACAUCGGUUGUUAUGUCGGCGUCGGCUCUGACGACUACACAGACAAUGUCGGAUCACGAGAUUCAAAUGCCUUUUCAGCAACUGGAACUCUCCAAGCAUUCAAUAGCGGCCGUAUCAGUCACUUUUUCGGAUGGAGCGGGCCCUCAUUAACCAUCGACACAGCUUGCUCGUCAGCAGCCGUAGCGCUCCAUCUGGCAUGCAAGGCACUACAAGCCAAGGACUGUUCUAUCGCUAUGGCUGGUGGUGUGAAUGUCAUGACGAGUCCGAAGGUCACUCAGAAUCUCGCGGCGGCAUCUUUUCUUUCUCCCACGGGUGCCUCGAAGGCGUUUGAUGCUAGCGCCGAUGGAUAUUGCCGGGGAGAGGGUGCCGGACUAGUUCUCCUCCGACCAUUAGAGGAUGCCAUCCGAAACAAAGACACCAUUCUCGCUGUCAUUGCUGGAUCAGCCGUGAACCAAGGAUCUAAUUGUUCGCCUAUCACGGUUCCAGUAUCAAACUCCCAACAAACUUUGUAUCGCAAGGCUCUCAAGGCUGCGGGAAUCUCGCCUCACAAAGUGAGCUACGUGGAGGCACACGGCACUGGCACCCAAGUGGGAGACCCGAUCGAGUUCGAUAGUAUCCGGCAAGUCUUUGGUGGUCCCAGUCGAUCGGAAAAGCUAUACGUUGGCUCUAUCAAGGACAACAUCGGCCAUACAGAAACAUCGUCAGGAGUCGCCGCCUUGUUAAAGACAGUUUUAAUGAUUCAGAAUUCUCGGAUUCCAAAACAGGCUAAUUUUACCCAGCUGAAUCCUAAGAUCCCCGCUUUCCAACAUGAUAAUAUGAUUAUUCCACAGCAGUCUGUCAACUGGAAUGGGCACCGUCGUGUCGCCAUGGUCACGAAUUAUGGCGCUGCGGGAAGCAACGCAGCAUUACUUGUUCAAGAGUACGAGCCGCGACGCGACAAUGCAACCCACGCGUAUCAGAAAUUAUCUGAAGUCCCGAUCUUCCUUUCGGCCAAGACUCCCGAGUCUUUGAAGUCUUACUGCGUUGCGGUUCAACAGUUUAUCAAUGGACGUGCACCGGAAUCGCUGGGAUAUAUUGUACAGGACGUAGCGUACAACUUGGCGAAGAAGCAAAACCGAAAUCUGGACUACAUGGUCUCACUUUGUGCAGAUUCUCGGAAUGCACCUAGCCUCCUUUCGCAGCUGAACUCGGUGAUUUCGAACUCUGCAAUCAUUCAAAAGAACCCAGCGCGCUCAAAUCCCGUCAUCCUCUGCUUUGGUGGACAAACCGGAGCCACAACUAGCAUCUCGAAAGACUUGGUUGAAUCCAAUGAACUUCUCAAGUUCCAUCUGAUGGAAUGUGAGCGCACAUGCGAGUCAUUGGGCCUACCAAGUCUUUUCCCGGUGAUUUUUGAGCAAGCCCCAAAAUUAGACUUGGCUUCCCUCCACUGCAUGCUCUUUUCUAUUCAGUAUGCAUCGGCGAAAUCCUGGCUAGAUUCUGGUCUGAAGGUAGAGCGAUUAGUAGGACAUAGCUUUGGCCAACUCACAGCCCUUUGUGUCGCUGGCAGCCUCAGUCUAGCUGACACCAUGCUGCUUAUAUCAUCUCGGGCCACUCUUAUCCAGAGUAGCUGGGGACCGGAGAAAGGGAAGAUGCUUUCUAUGGAAGGCUCAGUUGAUGAUAUUAAAUCGCUUCUGGAUUCUACGAAGGAUACAGUGGACAUUGCUUGUGUCAAUGGGUCACGAGAUAUCGUGCUCGCCGGCAACGAAGCCUCUAUUGACCAUAUUGAAAAGUCCAUUGCUGCCCAAUCGCUUCCAAUUCGCGCGAAGCGUCUUGGAAGUACCCAUGGUUUUCACUCCAGAUUGGUGGAUGCGAUCAUCCCAGGGUUGAAAAAAGUCGCGCAAUCAUUGACCUAUCAUAAGCCAAAAAUUCCGAUUGAGGCUUGCUCUGAGUCAGACGAUUGGUCUUUUGUUGACGCAGAUAAGAUUGCUAACCAUAGUCGCAAUGCCGUUUGCUUCAAGGCUGCUGUAGAACGAGCUGCACAGGCAGCCAAAGGGUCUGCUGUGUGGUUGGAGGCGGGUUCUGCCUCCCCAGUCAUCCCAAUGAUUCGAAGAAUAAUCCAACGUUGGAAGGGAUCCGACGGCCACUUCUUCCAAGCAAUGAACCUGGAGGGGCCACAGGCACAGCAUAACCUUGCGAACGCUACAUCGAAUCUCUGGCUCAAGGGCGUGAGGGUACAGUUCUGGGCUUUCCAUGAUUACCAGAGUUCCUCUUACAAGUCACUGAACUUGCCACCUUACCAAUUUGAGAAGGCCAAGCAUUGGAUUGAAUUUGACCCUGGCGCUUUUGCCCCACAGCAGCCGCCAGUGCUAUCGCCCGAACGAGAUGACGAGCUUGUCAAUAUUAUCGAGCAGAAAACAGAUGAAGCGCUCUUCUCUGUGAACACAUCUCACCCGGUGUAUCACCUGUGUGCUACUGGCCAUGCUGUAGUUGGCCAGCAUUUAUGCCCUGCCUCCCUUUAUGUUGAAAUUCUGCUGAAAGCAGUGAGCAAGCUUAGCAAGGGAGAUCUGUCCGGAAUGAUGCCACAACUUCAAAAUCUCAGCAUCUGUGCUCCAUUGAUUUUGGAAAGUGAGGGUGAUGUUUUCCUUCGGCUGUCACAGAAUCAUAUUCAAAAGAAUUGGUCAUUCAAUCUCUUCACUCGCCAGAAGCCCCCAGCGACAGAAACUCAUGCGACUGGCGAGAUUGGACUGCACAAGGUCGAUGGACCGUCACAAUUUGUGGCCCGUUUCAGAUCGCUUGGUCGCCUUAUCACUUCUUCUCGAUCCCAUGACAUCACUAAUUCCCCCAGAUGCUCUGGACUGAUGGGGUCCACUGUGUAUUCUACCUUUGAUCGAGUCGUCAAAUACGCUGAUUACUAUCACGGAGUGCGCAAAGUCUUUGCAAGCGGCCAUGAAGCAACAGGUUCCAUUUUGCUGGAGUCUCAAACUUCUGACGGGAUUUGCGAUCCCAUUCUUGUGGACAACUACCUUCAAGUGGCUGGAUUGCAUGUCAACUGUCUGUCUCAAGCUCGGAAUGAUGAGGUGUUCGUAUGCAGUGGCAUCGGAGACAUUUUCUUCAGCGACUCUUUCAUCGGUCAGGAUGGCAAGCCGGCCAAUUCUAGCACAGUUUAUACCAGCUAUGACCGGCCAUCUCCAAAGCAAGCCAUGUGUGACAUCUUUGCCUUUGACACGGAGACCGGAAAAUUGUUGGUUGCUAUCAUGUCCGCCACGUUCACCAGCCUUUCCAUGGUCACUCUGACCCGUGCCCUGAAGCGUUUGAAUAAGAACGUGAACGAUGCAGAUACGGAGCCAAAGGGAUCUCUUUCGCAACAGAAGCCACAUAUGGAGUCCAGCGACAAUUUACAAACUGUACAAUCCGAGCCAUCCGGUUGCGGCCAUCUUCGAGCUAUCCAAGAGAUGUUCAAUACUUUGUUGGGUAUUCCGCUCGAGGAACUUCUUCCAUCAUCUGGUCUCGAGGACAUUGGCGUGGACUCACUUAUGCGAACUGAAGUGCUAUCUGAGAUUAAACAACGAUUCGGCGUUGAUCUCUCUUCAGCGGCUUUAAUGGAGGUCCCCGACAUCCAAAGCCUGGUGCAGAUGAUAUUCCCAGACAUGUCUCCCAAUACUCCAACUGGCCCCUCCGUAUCACAAAUGGCAAUAGAGCCAUCCUCAGAGGAAAAUAUCACUCCAAAUGGGGAGUCCCAUCAGGUCACAACAGUCGAGGAGUCUCGUGAGCUGGCAGAGCUAUCUCGGAGUAUCUUUAGAGACAUCAGGCACACUACAGCUCACAGCGACAAGACACAGUGGACUGGAUUCUGUGAGACUGUCCACCCGCAACAGAUGACUCUUGUGACAGCUUAUGUGAUUGAGGCUUUCCAGGCCUUGGGAAUUCCUCUGGAAACUCUCAAAUCCGGCGAUUUCAUCCCCGAACUACCCGUGUUGCCUCAACAUCAACAGGUAAAAGGCCAACUAUAUUCUAUCUUGGAAUACUCGAGGUUGGUGCGCAAACGGGGCGAUCUUUAUUUGCGAACCGACGAGCCUAUCCCUGCAACCCCAUCAUCAGUUCUGCAUGAAAAAAUCAUUCAAAUGUUUCCCCGUCACGUUCCAGAACACCAGCUUCUUCGUACCACAGGAUCCAAGCUAGCUGCUUGCUUGACAGGGGAUACCGAUCCUUUGGCUAUUCUCUUCCAGGACAAAAAAGCACGCGAACUGAUUGGAGAUGUUUACACACACGCACCGAUGUUCUUCUCUGCGACCAUGCAUCUGACCCAGUUCCUCCGCUCCGUCCUCAGCAAUUGCGACCCUUCAAGGCAGAUCAAGAUUUUGGAAAUCGGUGCCGGCACCGGUGGCACGACUGGAUUUCUCUUAUCUCAACUUGCGGAUAUCUCUGAACUCAAGUUCCAGUAUACGUUUACCGACCUCUCAUCCUCUCUGAUUACAUUGGCCCGCAAGAAGUUUAAGGCUUAUAACUUUAUUCACUACACCACUCUGGAUAUUGAUAGGGAUCCUCCUCAGAAUAUGCUUGGGCAGUAUGAUAUCAUUUUAUCAUCGAACUGCGUGCAUGCCACCCCCAAUAUCAGCAGAUCGACCGAGAACAUCCGCAAGCUGCUCAAGCCAGACGGGAUUCUAUGUCUCAUUGAGCUGACCCGUAACCUCUUCUGGUUUGAUCUCGUCUUUGGUCUGCUUGAGGGCUGGUGGAAGUUUGAUGAUGGGCGAGAGCAUGCUCUGUCAACUGAGCACAACUGGGACAAGGCUCUUCGUCAGGCUGGGUAUAAUUGGGUAGACUGGAGUGACAACCACUCCAAAGAGUCAGAAAUACUACGGCUAAUUGUCGCUUCGCCAGCCAACAUGAGCUUCGAUCGGGAGACCCUUGUCACUGAGGAGACGGUUACUUUUGCCGAGAAGGAUGGUGUUAAGCUUCAAGCAGACAUUUACUACCCUGCUGAAGUGGAUACAAGAUUGAAGCCUCGGCCUAUCGCUCUGAUGAUCCAUGGUGGCGGCCAUGUUAUGCUUUCCCCGCAAGGACGUUCGCUCAAAGCAGACCAAGAUAAGUCUCUCCUUGAGGGGCCUAUGCAAGAUUGUCGUGAUGCUCUCCACUGGGCUCGUUCCGAGCUUCCCCAGUUACGCCUUCUGCGCAACGAUGUUAAACCAGACGGUGAUCAGGUCGUCGCUGUUGGGUGGUCAACUGGUGGGCACCUUGCCAUGACCCUUGGUUGGACACCGUCUGAGAUCGGUGUCCGUUCACCAGAAGCAAUCCUCUCGUUCUACAGUCCAACUGAUUACGAAGAUGAUUUUUGGACCAAGUCUAACCUUCCAUUCGAUCAACCUGCUCCUCCAGAGGCAUCAUAUAAUCCAUGGGAGGCAAUAUCGGAUACUCCGAUUACUUCCUACAAUCCCUCGGCGGCUAAGGCUGGGUGGAUGUCCCCUCAUGAUCCUCGAAGUCUGAUCGCGUUGCAUAUGAAUUGGAAGGGGCAGACGCUGCCUAUCUUGAUGAGCAAGAAACGCCCCAACAAGUCAGGUUCGGUCGAAUUAAAUUUUCCAUCGCCAGAGGAAAUUCAAGCUAUCAGCCCUCUUGCUCAGAUUCGAGCAAAGAACUAUCACACUCCCACAUUUAUAGUUCAUGGGAUGCGUGACGACCUGAUUCCCAUUUCCCAAACGCAGAGGACAACCUCUGCUCUCUCUGUUCAGGAUGUUGACUCUGAUUUCCGGGUCAUUGACGCAUUACACCUGUUCGACAUCUACCCUGAGAACAAACAAACUAAUGAUGAACUGCAAUCUGUUGUGGACGGUUACAAGUUCUUGUCGGACCAUGUCCAAUGA